AUGGCGCGGCCAUUUUGUAGCCAAACGGAGCUCAUGUUUCGUGCCUCUGGCGGCAUUCCAGGCAUGUUGGGGAGCUACAGCGGAUGCCCCAAUGAGAACGGAGUGCAGUUCUGUGUACUCUUCCCUACAACGUUCGAGUGGGGGAGCUCGCGCCUGCUUGGCUACUGCCUGCCUUCUACCUGCACCCUCCUGGAAAUUGCGCGGCACGUGGUGGUGGAUCCCAUGCUAAAUACAACUUUUAACUACCGUGAAAUCCUCUCCAGUGCUGACGCUAAUGCAUCACAGGUAGCAGACAGUCUGGCACAAUACAUCAAUUGUGGCCCUCGCCUUUCUUCUUCGGAGCCGCAGGUGGAGAAUAUUGUCUCCUGGGUAAUUCUCGGCUUCCUCACGCUGCUCGUGCUGCUGGCAACACUCUAUGACUACUUCUGGGAAAUUACCGCCCGUAGUAUCCCAUUCGAAGUGGUGAUGAUGGGGGCCGAUGGGGCCGUUGUGCGCGUGUUACAGCCGCCCAAUAUCUUCCUUCUAGAGUCUAAAAAUAAAGAUAAAAAGUCGGGCCCAAGGCAUAACGAUGCAAAUUCACCUCUUUUCCAGAAGGACCUCGCAGAGAAAGAGGGAGGAGUUUAUUCCACCUUUAGCGCAGAGGUAUCUCAACCAUUACUUGCUUCUCUGGGGCAGUCGUCCGCUGCAGAUGAGACGGAAAAAAAAGGGGGGUCUUCACAUUCGCUUCAUCUUCCGACGGCGGAAGAUGAAAAGGCCGCAAGUCUGAAGUCAAAACCAUUUCGCGGAUCUUUCGUCAGACGCAAGGGGGUUCUAACGCCUGCGGCACCACCAGCAGCAGUACCUGUAAUCGCAACAACACCUGUGGGUGGUGUUGACGAUGCUUCGCGAGGGACAGGCAUUUUGUCAGAAUUUAACGCGGAGGCACUUUGGUCACAUAGGAGUGUACAAAAAUUCUUAGCCGAAAUCCCAGAUGUGCCUGACUUUCGUUCUUUUGUGAAUCGCACCGUGCUGUGUCUCUCACUGAUUAACAGUUUUCGUAAAUGGCGUUAUCACCCAAAGUCCGAGGUGGACCUAAAUUUAUUUAACAGCUGGCGGGUACUCGCAUGGAUGUGGGUCAUGAUCUUCAGCUAUUUUUGGUACUCGCAGCAGAUUCCCACCUUGGAGAAUGUGGGCUCGCGUCAGGUGAACAUACUCUAUGCCUUUCUUGAGAAGGAGGCGUUCGCUGCUUUUACCGUUGGGACCUUUCUUCUUAUAGCUGGCUUCCUGGCGUUACACCGUCUUCAUGUCUCUGAGGAGUUACUCAUGAAGUCCCCCACCGCCCGCGUGAGGGCGGAACGGCGUAGGUGUCGUCGGACGCUCGUUGAAUGUAGCUUGUGGUACGCCAAGUAUCUUGUGGCACGCCUUGUUCGCCUCAUCCCCAUCUCAUUUGCCGUCCUGAUGCUUUUACCAAACGCCGUGUCGGGCGCCGGCCAUGGACCCUUUUGGGGUCUUUUUGCACGCUCUCCUGCCCUGUAUGCAAAUUGUAUGAGGUACUGGUGGACAAAUUUACUCCUCGUCAAUAACAUUAUCCCUGCUGAUGAAAAUAAACGCUGUUUCCCAUGCUCAUAUUAUGUGGCGCUUGAGUUUCAACUCGUGGCACUGGCACCGCUGAUUUACUUUCUUGGGAAGCAUUUGCAUCAUCGUCUAUUCUUUUCGUUACUCAUUCUUACAAUGGCGGGAAGCGCCGCGUUGCGGUAUAUUGAGUUAUCGCACCAGCGAAGGGUGUUUUUGACUCCCAGUGCCGUCUCACACCACGCAUUGCCUGUGGGAACCGUGUAUCAAUUCCCACAUCUCAUGUUUAUUCCCUUCUGUCUUGGGGCAAUGCUUUAUUAUUUAUACAGAGCUCUGCGACAGCGUGCUGAGAUGCUGCGCAUGUUUGGACCGGACCUCUUUUUAAUGGUGCAUCGCAUUCAGGAGGGAGCCGGCGCAGAGGACAGGGCGAGUUACUGGAUCUUGGAACUCCUGGGAAUGCGGCGGAUACGGGUUUUUUUUGUUUGGAGUGGCCUCGCCAUCACGUCUUUGUGUGUCCUUAGCGCAUGGUUCAUUCACCGCGAGGAUGAGAGGGGCGCGGGGAUUGGUGUCGGUGUGAAGGCGUAUGAGUCGCUUAUUCUCUUUCCGUGGUGUCUGGCGCUGUGUCUGUUGGCGCUACCGCUUCUUUUUGGGUACGGCGGCAUGUUGCACCGCAUCCUCACACAUCGCUUGUGGUGUGGGCUCUCAAGGUUGGUGCUGGCCGCCUAUCUAGCGGCGCCCGUUGUCAUAGGAUUUGGCAACGCCAGCACCUAUGAAGUGGCCACGAUGAAUUUUCUUUUGUUUAUCGUGCAAGGGUUUGGCUACAUGGCGGUAACACUUCUUGUGGCGUUUAUUUUCCAUAUGCUGGUGGAACGACCGUGUUUGCACAUCAGCUCAAGAGGCGAGUACUGA
Molecule: messenger RNA, 2460 nt
Organism: Trypanosoma conorhini
Lineage: Eukaryota; Euglenozoa; Kinetoplastea; Trypanosomatida; Trypanosomatidae
Product: transmembrane protein NRF-6
Exons: 1
Coding region: 1-2460 (819 amino acids)
Source: RefSeq, a predicted model, not a curated record